GCUACAUUGAGCAUGUUGAGGAACAUAAACUGGGAAAACAUCAUUGCCUUAAGUAUACGAGUGCUGUUCCUUGGUUUCUUGGAUAUAAUUUUCAGAUUUAGCUACCAAUAUCUCGGAUGGAUAUCAUAUAUUGUGCGUAGUUUGGGAUUCUUAACUCUUUGGGUGGUUUAUGGAUUACCAAACAGCAGUUUGCAGCCAGUCUUCAGGAUUAUGUUGGGAACUUCAAAUAUAGUUAUAGCAUGGGUUGUAGAAUCGUUGUUUUUAAAGUGUGGAGAAACGCCAGGAUACCCUGUGCAUAUUUUAAUCAUUCUAAAAUUAUUGCAUAUUACUUUAGUUCUGUUUUAUUAUUGGUUUAACAAGGUUAACACACUCUAUCGGUUCGCAGUGUAUAUUUACCUCUUUUUCAUCGGAGGAACGGUGUUACAAAUUUCACCUGACUGGAUUUUCAACACCUUAAUUAUAGUUACAAUUUUGUGUCUUGUUUUGCUAUGCUUUUGUGAUGUUGAGAGGCACAUAAAUCUAUGCAGCCAACGAUUUGAAGAAUUGGAAUUUGAUGACAUAAACAUAAACUACAGAAAGGAGUUUUCUAUUUAUUCUAUAGUUUUAUGUACUGUGUGCCUAAUUAACAAUUGUCUCGUGGUUGAUCUUGAUCAAAAUAUCAACAAAACUAAAUUAGUGUUGUAUACCACACUCGGCAUGUGUUGUUGUUCUGUUAUCUCCGUUAUAGCAUUUUCUACAUUUUUAAUUGAUAUUUUUAAACAGCUAUUAAAGUUCUGCUAUUUUACUGUAAAGGGGAGAUAUGAAUGCACACAAGAAGAGUUUGGGUUUCAUAUAUUGUACACCAUAACCGUAUUUUUAUGUACAAUAGGCAUGAUCUCUUAUGACAUGGAGCCGUUAGACCGUGGUAUUUUCUUGUCAAGCAGGAUUGUAUAUCUUGCAGCUUUAUCGCUACAAUUUUGUUUAGCGUUGGUAGAAAAAGCGAGUAUGGAUAUGGCAGCAAUGCAAGCAUCAGGAUAUAGCACUCUUAGAGUUAUCGGUAUGCAUAUAGCAUUUAGUAUUGGACCUGCGACAAUACUGUAUGGACUUUUAGUCAAGUAUUCAAUGGAUGAUUUAGGCAUUUUACUUUCAACAUCUAAUUUCGUUUUUAUUUUCAUAAAAACAAUUACUUCGCUUUUUGUAUUCUGUCUCUAUAAAUUGGAUGAAACUCGCCAGGAAUUCUGGGAAAAUUUUGACGAUGUAAUAUUUUACGCACGCAUGUCUGCUGCAACGAUUCAAAUUGGUAUUCAAAUGGCUACAGCUUGUGUUGGUAUUUGGACAGUAUUUUAUGGAUUCUACACAUGGUUUGAUUUAUAUCGAUUAUUAGUAAUGUGUCUGUUCAUUAUAUUUUUAGAAACUAUAAUUUUUUACUAUACUAUGCAACUUAGGAAAAAGGUCAUGGCGUAUACUACCGAUUUGGAAGAUGCAUCAGUAUCUCAGCUGAACAGAAAUGACUGUCGAAUAUGUUUCGAAGACAUGAUGAAAGGAAAGGUUACCCGCUGUGGACAUUCGUACCAUGAGAAAUGCCUACGAAAGUGGUUAAAUACGAGAAUGGUGUGUCCAUUGUGCAACACGCCGAUUGUUAUACAAUAGGUUUUGCAUAUAUAUUCCCACUGUAUUGAACAACAUUUCUAAAACUUAAUUUUUAAUACCUACAUGUAAUCGGAGACUUUUAAACAUACAAUCUAAAUGUCCACUAACACUCAAUCUUAACAUACUAAUAAAAAAAGGUGCCCGCAUGCAAGUAUCAGUUGUUCGAUCCUAUAAGUUAGAAUAUUCUUUUCCAGUGUCAUUCAAAAUUAUCAAUUUACCUGCCCCAUUCCAUCGUAUUAGUCCGUUGCAUAUGAACAUUUUCUCGUCCUGAAUAUAGAUAAAUAUUGCUCACUAGACAUUAAAAAAAUCAAUCAUUCAAUUCAAGCAAACUCCCCUUUUCAAUAUAAAUUCAUGUUUGACAUAACGUUGUUUUUUUAAUCAUCUGAGGAUGCAUGUAUGCAAAGAUCGUUUGUUCAAAAUAGUGUCCUUAAAUCACUGACGUACAAUAUAGAAUCGCUCCCCAUUAAGUGCUCAGACCAUCUUUCUCUUGCAUGAGCAAGUAAUUGUUUUACAAUGAUGUAACAAUAAUACAGGUCAGGUUCAAAUUUGGGUUUCCUCUUUUGUUAAAGAAGAGGUCCCAUUUGAUUAUGUUGGUAAAUGUUAGAAGAAGAGCUAUAGACUGUUUUGUAUGAUUGUGGUAGGCAUAUUUGUGUUUAUUUUCAGGAGAAUGUUUGCAGUUGAAUUAUGUAUGCAUAUUAGUUUUAUGUUCAUAUUUGUUUUAUUUAAUAGGUGUCCCUAAACUGCCCCUGCUCAAUGAUAUUAUUAGCUAUAUGACUGAAAGUGUAGCGAAGGCUUAUGAAAUAUCCGUACACUGUGUAUUUUCUCACUGUAGAUACACUAUUCUUGUUUCGCAAUACUGAAGAGAACUUUAUAUUGUUAAAUAAAUAAUUAUCAGCUCAUUUAUUGUUGCAGACUUUUGAUUCUGAAAUGUCGUAAGAGCAAACAUUUCAAAGGUCACACAAUUAUUCUCUUUUGACAAACAUCUAUGUCAUAUCUGCUCAAACUCAUGUUUGUAAAUAGUUAAAAAUAGGUAAAU
Mytilus trossulus (common blue mussel) is the source of this 2665-nucleotide messenger RNA. RefSeq names its product RING finger protein 145-like. Gene Ontology annotation, molecular function: zinc ion binding. The record is from RefSeq and is a predicted model, not a curated record. Bases 13 to 1629 code for a protein of 538 amino acids. NCBI's taxonomy places the organism in Eukaryota, Metazoa, Mollusca, Bivalvia, Mytilida, Mytilidae. The transcript has 3 exons. Gene Ontology annotation, cellular component: endoplasmic reticulum; endomembrane system.